UUUACUUGAAGGAAGCGGAGCUGGGAUCCGUUUAUUUUAAGCCCUGCAUACAGGAAAUUAUCAGACAGGAAGCACGAACUGGCAGAGAAAUCUAUAAAAUACAAGCCGACUCAUUCAACGACGAUUACCAUUUAACCCCUGCCUAUAUGUAAGUGAAAGGGAAAGUGUUUUGCAGUUGGAAACGCCAUCUUGUCAAGAAAAUUUGGCUACUUACAGAUUUUGAAUACUACAAGGACAUUUUGCAAUGCGAGUAUCCUGAUGGAGAAAGCAGACUCACCUGAAUCCAGCAUUCUUUCUAUGAAGAAUGACAGGUCAAAGGACAACCCACCUGCGCUCAGAGAUGGAAGUUUUCCAAAAGAUCAAAGUGUCCUGAUGAAAAGAGCAGACUCACCUGCACCCAGCAGUAUUUCUAUGAAGAGUGACAGGUCAAAGGACAAACCACCUCAGUUCAGAGAGGGAAGUUUUCAGACGGAUCAAAGUGUCCUGAUGAAAAGAGCAGACUCACCUGCACCCAGCAGUAUUUCUAUGAAGAGUGACAGGUCAAAGGGCGAACCACCUCACUUCAGAGAGGGAAGUUUUCCGAUGGAUCAAAGUGUCCUGAUGAAAAGAGCAGACUCACCUGCACCCAGCAGUAUUUCUAUGAAGAGUGACAGGUCAAAGGGCGAACCACCUCACUUCAGAGAGGGAAGUUUUCCGACGGAUCAAAGUGUCCUGAUGAAAAGAGCAGACUCACCUGCACCCAGCAGUAUUUCUAUGAAGAGUGACAGGUCAAAGGGCGAACCACCUCACUUCAGAGAGGGAAGUUUUCCGACGGAUCAAAGUGUCCUGAUGAAAAGAGCAGACUCACCUGCACCCAGCAGUAUUUCUAUGAAGAGUGACAGGUCAAAGGGCGAACCACCUCACUUCAGAGAGGGAAGUUUUCCGACGGAUCAAAGUGUCCUGAUGAAAAGAGCAGACUCACCUGCACCCAGCAGUAUUUCUAUGAAGAGUGACAGGUCAAAGGGCGAACCACCUCACUUCAGAGAGGGAAGUUUUCCGACGGAUCAAAGUGUCCUGGUGAAAAGAGCAGACUCACCUGCACCCAGCAGUAUUUCUAUGAAGAGUGACAGGUCAAAGGACGAACCACCUCUGUUCAGAGAGGGAAGUUUUCCGACGGAUCAAAGCCUUAUUCACAGAGACCCAAUGGAACAAUGCAGUUCAGAUCUGCAUGAUAAAUUGAGUUUAUCAUCCACAUUGAAGUUACUAGAGGAAAAUGCUAUAAAGUUCCUAAAGAAUGAGCUGAAGAAGAUCACAAAGUAUCUAGAGGAGAGUUACGCAGAAAGUUCUGAGCCUCAGCUGGAUGAGGACAAUGACCUGGACAGUGAUGAUCAGAUGCAGAAGACCUGUGGUAAAGCGGGAGCUUUGAAGGUCAUACUGUAUAUACUGUGGACCAUGAAGCAAAAUGAUCUUGCUGACAGACUGGAGAAGAGGGACCUCCUGUUGCAAUGUCAGUACAGAAUAAAAUGUAACCUGAAGAAGAAGUUUGAGUUUCUGUUUGAAGGGAAAGCUAAGGAAGGACAACCAACACUUCUCAAUGAGAUUUACACAGAACUCUACAUAAAUGAAGGUGGAACUGGAGGAGUCAAUGAUGAACAUGAAGUGAGACUGAUCGAAACAGCAUCCAAGAAAAGUGUAACAGAAGAUAUUACAAUCAAGUGCAAUGAUAUAUUUAAACCCUUAUGUGAGCAGGAGACACCUAUCAGAACUGUACUCACUAAAGGGGUUGCAGGUAUCGGGAAAACAGUCUCUGUGCAGAAAUUCAUUCUUGACUGGGCAGACGGAAAAGCAAACCAUGAUAUUUGCUUGAUAUUUGCUCUACCAUUCCGGGACCUGAAUUUGAUUAAGGAUGAAUACAGUCUGAUUGAACUGCUUCGGCACUUUGUCCCAGAACUGAAAUCACUUGAUUCUGCUGAAUUAUGCAGUUGCAAAAUCUUGAUUAUCUUUGAUGGUCUGGAUGAGUGUCGCCUUCCUUUAGAUUUUCAGAAGAAUGAGAGCUGGUUUGAUGUAACAAAGGAAACAUCACUGGAUGUGCUGUUGACUAAUCUCAUUAAGGGGAAUCUGCUUCCAUCUGCUCGCCUCUGGAUAACCUCCCGGCCAGCAGCAGCCAAUCAGAUACCUCCUGAGUGUAUCCACCAGGUGACAGAGAUACGAGGGUUCAAUGAUCCCCAGAAGGAGGAGUAUUUCAGGAAGAAAUUUAGUGAUCAGAGCCUGGCUAGCAAGAUUAUCACACAUGUGAAAUCAUCAAAGAGCCUCUUCAUCAUGUGCCACAUACCGGUGUUCUGCUGGAUUUCAGCCACUGUUCUUGAAAUACUUUUUAGUGCGACUGACAACAGAGAAAUUCCAAGGACUCUGACUGAAAUGUACACACACUUCCUGAUCUUUCAGACGAAUUUAAAAAAUGACAGAUAUAUGAAACAUCAAGAAAAUGAGAGAACUAUAACUAAAUACAUACAACUGUUUAAAGAUGUCCUCUUGAAUUCGGUAGGCUGGUUUUUCUCAUCAUUAAAAAAUGCAGUCUCAUAUUUGACAGGAAGAAGAGUUUUUGGUCAGCAUAAUGAAUACAUUGAAUCCAGUAGCAAAUUCCUUCAUUAUCUUGGUAAACUGGCUUACUACAACUUUGAGAAAGGGAAUCUCAUAUUUUAUGAGCAGGAUUUGAAAGAGAAUGACAUUGAUGUCAGUGAAGCUUCAGUUUACUCUGGAGUGUGCACAGAAAUCUUUAAAGAGGAAUUUGGAUUGUAUCGGGAGAAGGUGUACUGCUUUGUACAUCUGAGCAUUCAGGAGUAUCUCGCUGCUUUAUAUGUGUUUCAAUCCAACUCACCAGCUGACCUGCUGAAGACUACAGUGGAUCAAGCAUUAGAGAGCAAGAAUGGACACUUGGACCUCUACCUCCGCUUCCUCCUCGGUCUCUCAGUAGACUCCAAUAAGACUCUGUUACAAAGGCUGCUUGGACAGACAAGAACCAACUCACAUAACAUUACAGAAACAGCCCGGUACAUCAAGGACAAAAUAAAACAGAAUUUAUCUCCAGAAAGGACCAUAAAUCUGUUCCAUUGUCUGAAUGAACUGAAUGAUAAUUCCUUGGUAGAGGAAGUACAGAGCUACCUGAAUUCAGGAAGUCUUUCAAGAGAAGGACUCUCACCUGCUCAGUGGUCAGCUCUGGCCUUUGUGUUACUGAUGUCAGAUGAGGAGCUGGAUGUGUUUGAUCUGAAGAAAUACAUCAGAUCUAAUGAAGGUCUUCAGAGGCUGCUGCCAGUGGUCAAGAAAUCUAGGACAGCUCUGCUAAACAACUGUAAUCUCACAGAGACAUGCUGUGAAGCGUUGGCUAUAAUUCUCACAUCAAACUCCUCAUACCUGAGAGAGCUGGACCUGAGUGACAAUGACCUGCAGGAUUCAGGAGUGAAGCAGCUCUCUGCUGGACUAGGCAAUGAACACUGUAAAGUGGAAAUACUGAGGCUGAACAACUGUAAUCUCACGGAGACAUGCUGUGAAGAGUUGCUUGCAGCUCUCACCUCAAAUUGCUCUUGUCUGAGAGAGUUGGACCUGAGUAACAAUGACCUGCAGGAUUCAGGAGUGAAUCGGCUCUCUGCUGGACUGGGGAAUGAACGCUGUAAAGUGGAAAUACUUAGACUGAACAGCUGCAAUCUCACAGAGACAUGCUGUGAAGCAUUGGCUUUAACUCUCAGAUCAAACUCCUCAUACCUGAGAGAGCUGGACCUGAGUGACAAUGACCUGCAGGAUUCUGGAGUGAAGCUGCUCUUUGUGGAACUGGAGAAUCCAGACUGUACACUGGAAAUACUGAGGUUGUCAGACUGUAGAGUCAGAGAAGAAGGCUGUUCUUCCCUGACUUCAGCUCUGAGGUCAAACCCCUCACACCUGAGAGAGCUGGAUCUGAGCUACAAUCACCCAGGAGACUCAGGAGUGAAGCAGCUCUCUGCUCUACUGGAGGGUCCCAGCUGUAAACUGGAGAAACUGAAACUGAACAGCUGUAAAUUGAGUUGGGAAUCCUGUAUAGCACUGGCCUCUGCUCUCAGUUCAAACCCACAUGUGAAAGAGCUGGACCUCAGUGACAAUGAGCUGCCGGAUUUAACGGAGAAACAGCAUCCAAAGAUUAAAAGGGAGAUUCCGCAGUCAGCAUUACUGGGUUUUACACGCUGUAAGCUGGAGAUACUGAGACUGAACAGCUGCAAUCUCACAGAGACAUGCUGUGAAGCAUUGGCUUUAACUCUUAGAUCAAACUCCUCACACCUGAGAGAGCUGGACCUGAGUGACAAUGACCUGCAGGAUUCUGGAAUGAAGCUGCUCUUUGCAGAACUGGAGAAUCCACACUGUACACUGGAAAUACUGAGACUGAACAGCUGCAAUCUCACAGUGACAUGCUGUGAAGCGUUGGCUUUAACUCUCAGAUCAAACUCCUCAUCCCUGAGAGAGCUGCACCUGAGUGACAAUGACCUGCAGGAUUCUGGAGUCAAGCUGCUCUUUGCAGAACUGGAGAAUCCACACUGUACACUGGAAAUACUGAGGCUGGCAGGUUGUAUGUUCACAGAAGAAGGCUGUUCUUCCCUGACUUCAGCUCUGAGGUCAAACCCCUCACACCUGAGAGAGCUGGAUCUGAGCUACAAUCACCCAGGAGACUCAGGAGUGAAGCUGCUCUCUGCUGUGCUGGAGGAUCCCAGCUGUAAACUGGAGAUACUGAAACUGAACAGCUGUAAAUUGAGUUGGGAAUCCUGUAUAGCACUGGCCUCUGCUCUCAGUUCAAACCCACAUGUGAGAGAGCUGGACCUGAGUGACAAUGAGCUGCCGGAUUUAACAGAGAAACAGCAUCCAAAGAUUAAAAGGGAGAUACCACAGUCAGCAUUACUGGGUUUUACACGCUGUAAGCUGGAGAUACUGAGACUGAACAGCUGCAAUCUCACGGAGACAUGCUGUGAAGCGUUGGCUUUAACUCUCAGAUCAAACUCCUCAUACCUGAGAGAGCUGGACCUGAGUGACAAUGACCUGCAGGAUUCUGGAAUGAAGCUGCUCUUUGCAGAACUGGAGAAUCCACACUGUACACUGGAAAUACUGAGGCUGGCAGGUUGUACGUUCACAGAAGAAGGCUGUUCUUCCCUGACUUCAGCUCUGAGGUCAAACCCCUCACACCUGAGAGAGCUGGACCUGAGCUACAAUCACCCAGGAGACUCAGUAGUGAAGCUGCUCUCUGCUGUGCUGGAGGAUCCCAGCUGUAAACUGGAGAUACUGAAACUGAACAGCUGUAAAUUGAGUUGGGAAUCCUGUAUAGCACUGGCCUCUGCUCUCAGUUCCAACCCACAUGUGAGAGAGCUGGACCUGAGUGACAAUGAGCUGCCGGAUUUAACAGAGAAACAGCAUCCAAAGAUUAAAUGGGAGAUUCCGCAGUCAGCAUUACUGGGUUUUGCACGCUGUAAACUGAAGAUACUGAGACUGAACAGUUGCAGUCUCACAGACACAUGCUGUGAAGCGUUGGCUUUAACUCUCAGAUCAAACUCCUCAUACCUGAGAGAGCUGGACCUGAGUGACAAUGACCUGCAGGAUUCUGGAAUGAAGCUGCUCUUUGCAGAACUGGAGAAUCCUCACUGUACACUGGAAAUAUUGAGGCUGGCAGGUUGUACGUUCACAGAAGAAGGCUGUUCUUCCCUGACUUCAGCUCUGAGGUCAAACCCCUCACACCUGAGAGAGCUGGAUCUGAGCUACAAUCACCCAGGAGACUCAGGAGUGAAGCUGCUCUCUGCUGUACUGGAGGAUCCCAGCUGUAAACUGGAGAUACUGAAACUGAACAGCUGUAAAUUGAGUUGGGAAUCCUGUAUAGCACUGGCCUCUGCUCUCAGUUCAAACCCACAUGUGAGAGAGCUGGACCUGAGUGACAAUGAGCUGCCGGAUUUAACAGAGAAACAGCAUCCAAAGAUUAAAAGGGAGAUACCACAGUCAGCAUUACUGGGUUUUACACGCUGUAAACUGAAGAUACUGAGACUGAACAGCUGCAAUCUCACAUACACAUGCUAUGAAGCGUUGGCUUUAACUCUCAGAUCAAACUCCUUAUUCCUGAGAGAGCUGGACCUGAGUGACAAUGACCUGCAGGAUUCUGGAAUGAAGCUGCCUUUUGCAGAACUGGAGAAUCCACACUGUUCACUGGAAAUAUUGAGGCUGGCAGGUUGUACGCUCACAGAAGAAGGCUGUUCUUCCCUGACUUCAGCUCUGAGGUCAAACCCCUCACACCUGAGAGAGCUGGACCUGAGCUACAAUCACCCAGGAGACUCAGGAGUGAAACUGCUCUCUGCUGUGCUGGAGGAUCCCAGCUGUAAACUGGAGAUACUGAAACUGAACAGCUGUAACUUGAGUUGGGAAUCCUGUAUAGCACUGGCCUCUGCUCUAAGUUCAAACCCACAUGUGAGAGAGCUGGACCUGAGUGACAAUGAGCUGCCGGAUUUAACAGAGAAACAGCAUCCAAAGAUUAAACGGGAGAUUCCGCAGUCAGCAUUACUGGGUUUUACACGCUGUAAGAUGGAGAUUCUGAGACUGAACAGUUGCAAUCUCACAGAGACAUGCUGUGAAGCGUUGGCUUUAACUCUCAGAUCAAACUUCUCAUUCCUGAGAGAGCUGGACCUGAGUGACAAUGACCUGCAGGAUUCUGGAAUGAAGCUGCUCUUUGCAGAACUGGAGAAUCCACACUGUACACUGGAAAUACUGAGGCUGGCAGGUUGUACCUUCACAGAAGAAGGCUGUUCUUCCCUGACUUCAGCUCUGAGGUCAAACCCCUCACAUCUGAGAGAGCUGGAUCUGAGCUACAAUCACCCAGGAGACUCAGGAGUGAAGCUGCUCUCUGCUGUGCUGGAGGAUCCCAGCUGUAAACUGGAGAUACUGAAACUGAACAGCUGUAAAUUGAGUUGGGAAUCCUGUAUAGCACUGGCCUCUGCUCUCAGUUCCAACCCACAUGUGAGAGAGCUGGACCUGAGUGACAAUGAGCUGCCGGAUUUAACAGAGAAACAGCAUCCUGAGAUUAAACGGGAGGUUCCGCAGUCAGCAUUACUGGGUUUUACACGCUGUAAGCUGGAGAUACUGAGACUGAACAGCUGCAAUCUCACAGAGACAUGCUGUGAAGCGUUGGCUUUAACUCUCAGAUCAAACUCCUCGUACCUGAGAGAGCUGGACCUGAGUGACAAUGACCUGCAGGAUUCUGGAAUGAAGCUGCUCUUUGCAGAACUGGAGAAUCCACACUGUACACUGGAAAUACUGAGGCUGGCAGGUUGUACGUUCACAGAAGAAGGCUGUUCUUCCCUGACUUCAGCUCUGAGGUCAAACCCCUCACACCUGAGAGAGCUGGAUCUGAGCUACAAUCACCCAGGAGACUCAGGAGUGAAGCUGCUCUCUGCUGUACUGGAGGAUCCCAGCUGUAAACUGGAGAUACUGAAACUGAACAGCUGUAAAUUGAGUUGGGAAUCCUGUAUAGCACUGGCUUCUGCUCUCAGUUCAAACCCACAUGUGAGAGAGCUGGACCUGAGUGACAAUGAGCUGCCGGAUUUAACAGAGAAACAGCAUCCAAAGAUUAAACGGGAGAUUCCGCAGUCAGCAUUACUGGGUUUUACACGUUGUAAACUGAAGAUACUGAGACUGAACAGUUGCAAUCUCACAAAGACAUGCUGUGAAGCGUUGGCUUUAACUCUCAGAUCAAACUCCUCAUACCUGAGAGAGCUGGACCUGAGUGACAAUGACCUGCAGGAUUCUGGAAUGAAGCUGCUCUUUGCAGAACUGGAGAAUCCACACUGUACACUGGAAAUACUGAGGCUGGUAGGUUGUACGUUCACAGCAGAAGGCUGUUCUUCCCUGACUUCAGCUCUGAGGUCAAACCCCUCACACCUGAGAGAGCUGGAUCUGAGCUACAAUCACCCAGGAGACUCAGGAGUGAAGCUGCUCUCUGCUGUACUGGAGGAUCCCAGCUGUAAACUGGAGAUACUGAAACUGAACAGCUGUAAAUUGAGUUGGGAAUCCUGUAUAGCACUGGCCUCUGCUCUCAGUUCCAACCCACAUAUGAGAGAGCUGGACCUGAGUGACAAUGAGCUGCCGGGUUUAACAGAAAAACAGCAUCCAGAGAUUAAAAGGGAGAUUCCGCAGUCAGCAUUACUGGGUUUUACACGCUGUAAACUGGAGAUACUGAGACUGAACAGUUGCAAUCUCACAAAGACAUGCUGUGAAGCGUUGGCUUUAACUCUCAGAUCAAACUCCUCAUACCUGAGAGAGCUGGACCUGAGUGACAAUGACCUGCAGGAUUCUGGAAUGAAGCUGCUCUUUGCAGAACUGGAGAAUCCACACUGUACACUGGAAAUACUGAGGCUGGCAGGUUGUACGUUCACAGAAGAAGGCUGUUCUUCCCUGACUUCAGCUCUGAAGUCAAACCCCUCACACCUGAGAGAGCUGGAUCUGAGCUACAAUCACCCAGGAGACUCAGGAGUGAAACUGCUAUCUGCUGUGCUGGAGGAUCCCAGCUGUAAACUGGAGAUACUGAAACUGAACAGCUGUAAAUUGAGUUGGGAAUCCUGUAUAGCAGUGGCCUCUGCUCUCAGUUCCAACCCACAUGUGAGAGAGCUGGACCUGAGUGACAAUGAGCUGCCGGAUUUAACAGAGAAACAGCAUCCUGAGAUUAAACGGGAGGUUCCGCAGUCAGCAUUACUGGGUUUUACACGCUGUAAGAUGGAGAUACUGAGACUGAACAGUUGCAGUCUCACAGAGACAUGCUGUGAAGCGUUGGCUUUAACUCUCAGAUCAAACUCCUCAUACCUGAGAGAGCUGGACCUGAGUGACAAUGACCUGCAGGAUUCUGGAAUGAAGCUGCUCUUUGCAGAACUGGAGAAUCCACACUGUACACUGGAAAUACUGAGGCUGGCAGGUUGUAUGUUCACAGAAGAAGGCUGUUCUUCCCUGACUUCAGCUCUGAGGUCAAACCCCUCACACCUGAGAGAGCUGGAUCUGAGCUACAAUCACCCAGGAGACUCAGGAGUGAAGCUGCUCUCUGCUGUGCUGGAGAAUCCCAGCUGUGAACUGGAGAUACUGAAACUGAACAACUGUAAAUUGAGUUGGGAAUCCUGUAUAGCACUGGCCUCUGCUGUCAGUUCAAACCCACAUGUGAGAGAGCUGGACCUGAGUGACAAUGAGCUGCCGGAUUUAACAGAGAAACAGCAUCCAAAGAUUAAACGGGAGAUUCCGCAGUCAGCAUUACUUGGUUUUACACGCUGUAAACUGAAGAUACUGAGACUGAACAGCUGCAAUCUCACAGAGACAUACUAUGAAGCGUUGGCUUUAACUCUCAGAUCAAACUCCUCAUACCUGAGAGAGCUGGACCUGAGUGACAAUGACCUGCAGGAUUCUGGAAUGAAGCUGCUCUUUGCAGAACUGGAGAAUCCACACUGUACACUGGAAAUACUGAGGCUGGCAGGUUGUACGUUCACAGAAGAAGGCUGUUCUUCCCUGACUUCAGCUCUGAGGUCAAUCCCCUCACACCUGAGAGAGCUGGAUCUGAGCUACAAUCGUCCAGGAGACUCAGAAGUGAAGCUGCUCUCUGCUGUGCUGGAGGAUCCCAGCUGUAAACUGGAGAUACUGAAACUGAACAGCUGUAAAUUGAGUUGGGAAUCCUGUAUAGCACUGGCCUCUGCUCUCAGUUCCAAUCCACAUGUAAAAGAGCUGGACCUGAGUGAGAAUGAGCUGCCGGAUUUAACAGAGAAACAGCAUCCAAAGAUUAAACGGGAGAUUCCGCAGUCAGCAUUACUGGGUUUUACACGCUGCAAGAUGGAGAUACUGAGACUGAACAGCUGCAAUAUCACAGAGCCAUGCUGUGAAGCGUUGGCUUUAACUCUCAGAUCAAACUCCUCAUACCUGAGAGAGCUGGACCUGAGUGACAAUGACCUGCAGGAUUCUGGAGUCAAGCUGCUCUUUGCAGAACUGGAGAAUCCACACUGUACACUGGAAAUACUGAGGCUGGCAGGUUGUACGCUCACAGAAGAAGGCUGUUCUUCGCUGACUUCAGCUCUGAGGUCAAACCCCUCACACCUGAGAGAGCUGGAUCUGAGCUACAAUCACCCAGGAGACUCAGGAGUGAAGCUGCUCUCUGCUGUACUGGAGAAUCCCAGCUGUAAACUGGAGAUACUGAAACUGAACAGCUGUAAAUUGAGUUGGGAAUCCUGUAUAGCACUGGCCUCUGCUCUCAGUUCCAACCCACAUGUGAGAGAGCUGGACCUGAGUGACAAUGAGCUGCCGGAUUUAACAGAGAAACAGCAUCCAAAGAUUAAAAGGGAGAUUCCGCAUUCAGCAUUACUGGGUUUUACACGCUGUAAGCUGGAGACACUGAGACUGAACAGCUGCAAUCUCACAGAGACAUGCUGUGAAGCUUUGGCUUUAACUCUCAGAUCAAACUCCUCAUACCUGAGAGAGCUGGACCUGAGUGACAAUGACCUGCAGGAUUCUGGAAUGAAGCUGCUCUUUGCAGAACUGGAGAAUCCACACUGUACACUGGAAAUACUGAGGCUGGCAGGUUGUACGUUCACAGAAGAAGGCUGUUCUUCUCUGACUUCAGCUCUGAGGUCAAACCCCUCACACCUGAGAGAGCUGGAUCUGAGCUACAAUCACCCAGGAGACUCAGGAGUGAAGCUGCUCUCUGCUGUACUAGAGAAUCCCAGCUGUAAACUGGAGAUACUGAAACUGAACAGCUGUAAAUUGAUUUGGGAAUCCUGUAUAGCACUGGCCUCUGCUCUCAGUUCAAACCCACAUGUGAGAGAGCUGGACCUGAGUGACAAUGAGCUGCCGGAUUUAACAGAGAAACAGCAUCCAAAGAUUAAACGGGAGAUUCCGCAGUCAGCAUUACUGGGUUUUACACGCUGUAAAUUGGAGAUACUGAGACUGAACAGUUGCAGUCUCACAGAGACAUGCUGUGAAGCGUUGGCUUUAACUCUCAGAUCAAACUCCUCAUACCUGAGAGAGCUGGACCUGAGUGACAAUGACCUGCAGGAUUCUGGAAUGAAGCUGCUCUUUGCAGAACUGGCGAAUCCACACUGUACACUGGAAAUACUGAGGCUGGCAGGUUGUACGUUCACAGAAGAAGGCUGUUCUUCCCUGACUUCAGCUCUGCGGUCAAACCCCUCACACCUGAGAGAGCUGGAUCUGAGCUACAAUCACCCAGGAGACUCAGGAGUGAAGCUGCUCUCUGCUGUACUAGAGAAUCCCAGCUGUAAACUGGAGAUACUGAAACUGAACAGCUGUAAAUUGAUUUGGGAAUCCUGUAUAGCACUGGCCUCUGCUCUCAGUUCAAACCCACAUGUGAGAGAGCUGGACCUGAGUGACAAUGAGCUGCCGGAUUUAACAGAGAAACAGCAUCCAAAGAUUAAAAGGGAGAUUCCGCAGUCAGCAUUACUGGGUUUUACACGCUGUAAGAUGGAGAUACUGAGACUGAACAGCUGCAAUCUCACAGAGACAUGCUGUGAAGCGUUGGCUUUAACUCUCAGAUCAAACUCCUCAUACCUGAGAGAGCUGGACCUGAGUGACAAUGACCUGCAGGAUUCUGGAAUGAAGCUGCUCUUUGCAGAACUGGCGAAUCCACACUGUACACUGGAAAUACUGAGGCUGGCAGGUUGUACGUUCACAGAAGAAGGCUGUUCUUCCCUGACUUCAGCUCUGAGGUCAAACCCCUCACACCUGAGAGAGCUGGAUCUGAGCUACAAUCACCCAGGAGACUCAGGAGUGAAGCUGCUCUCUGCUGUACUAGAGAAUCCCAGCUGUGAACUGGAGAUACUGAAACUGAACAGCUGUAAAUUGAGUUGGGAAUCCUGUAUAGCACUGGCCUCUGCUCUCAGUUCAAACCCACAUGUGAGAGAGCUGGACCUGAGUGACAAUGAGCUGCCGGAUUUAACAGAGAAACAGCAUCCAAAGAUUAAAAGGGAGAUUCCACAGUCAGCAUUACUGGGUCUAUCACGCUGUAAGCUGGAGAUACUGAGACUGAACAGCUGCAAUCUCACAGAGACAUGCUGUGAAGCUUUGGCUUUAACUCUCAGAUCAAACUCCUCAUACCUGAGAGAGCUGGACCUGAGUGACAAUGACCUGCAGGAUUCUGGAAUGAAGCUGCUCUUUGCAGAACUGGAGAAUCCACACUGUACACUGGAAAUACUGAGGCUGGCAGGUUGUACCUUCACAGAAGAAGGCUGUUCUUCCCUGAAUUCAGCUCUGAGGUCAAACCCCUCACACCUGAGAGAGCUGAAUCUGAGCUACAAUCACCCAGGAGACUCAGGAGUGAAGCUGCUCUCUGCUGUGCUGGAGGAUCCCAGCUGUAAACUGGAGAUACUGAAACUGAACAGCUGUAAAUUGAGUUGGGAAUCCUGUAUAGCACUGGCCUCUGCUCUCAGUUCCAACCCACAUGUAAGAGAGCUGGACCUGAGUGACAAUGAGCUGCCGGAUUUAACAGAGAAACAGCAUCCAAAUAUUAAACGGGAGAUUCCGCAGUCAGCAUUACUGGGUUUUACACGCUGUAAGAUGCAGAUACUGAGACUGAACAGUUGCAGUCUCACAGAGACAUGCUGUGAAGCGUUGGCUUUAACUCUCAGAUCAAACUCCUCAUACCUGAGAGAGCUGGACCUGAGUGACAAUGAUCUGCAGGAUUCUGGAAUGAAGCUGCUCUUUGCAGAACUGGCGAAUCCACACUGUACACUGGAAAUACUGAGGCUGGCAGGUUGUACGUUCACAGAAGAAGGCUGUUCUUCUCUGACUUCAGCUCUGAGGUUAAACCCCUCACACCUGAGAGAGCUGGAUCUGAGCUACAAUCACCCAGGAGACUCAGGAGUGAAGCUGCUCUCUGCUGUACUAGAGAAUCCCAGCUGUAAACUGGAGAUACUGAAACUGAACAGCUGUAAAUUGAGUUGGGAAUCCUGUAUAGCACUGGCCUCUGCUCUCAGUUCCAACCCACAUGUGAGAGAGUUGGACCUGAUUGACAAUGAGUUGCUGGAUUUAACAGAGAAACAGCAUCCAAAGAUCAAAAGGGAGAUUCCGCAGUCAGCAUUACUGGGUUUUUCACGGUGUAAGCUGGAGAUACUGAGACUGAACAGCUGCAAUCUCACAGAGACAUGCUGUGAAGCUUUGGCUUUAACUCUCAGAUCAAACUCCUCAUACCUGAGAGAGCUGGACCUGAGUGACAAUGACCUGCAGGAUUCUGGAAUGAAGCUGCUCUUUGCAGAACUGGAGAAUCCACACUGUACACUGGAAAUACUGAGGCUGGCAGGUUGUACGUUCACAGAAGAAGGCUGUUCUUCCCUGACUUCAGCUCUGAGGUCAAACCCCUCACACCUGAGAGAGCUGGAUCUGAGCUACAGUCACCCAGGAGACUCAGGAGUGAAGCUGCUCUCUGCUGUGCUGGAGGAUCCCAGCUGUAAACUGGAGAUACUGAAACUGAACAGCUGUAAAUUGAUUUGGGAAUCCUGUAUAGCACUGGCCUCUGCUCUCAGUUCAAACCCACAUGUGAGAGAGCUGGACCUGAGUGACAAUGAGCUGCCGGAUUUAACAGAGAAACAGCAUCCAAAGAUUAAACGGGAGAUUCCGCAGUCAGCAUUACUGGGUUUUACACGCUGUAAAUUGGAGAUACUGAGACUGAACAGUUGCAGUCUCACAGAGACAUGCUGUGAAGCGUUGGCUUUAACUCUCAGAUCAAACUCCUCAUACCUGAGAGAGCUGGACCUGAGUGACAAUGAUCUGCAGGAUUCUGGAAUGAAGCUGCUCUUUGCAGAACUGGCGAAUCCACACUGUACACUGGAAAUACUGAGGCUGGCAGGUUGUACGUUCACAGAAGAAGGCUGUUCUUCUCUGACUUCAGCUCUGAGGUCAAACCCCUCACACCUGAGAGAGCUGGAUCUGAGCUACAAUCACCCAGGAGACUCAGGAGUGAAGCUGCUCUCUGCUGUACUAGAGAAUCCCAGCUGUAAACUGGAGAUACUGAAACUGAACAGCUGUAAAUUGAGUUGGGAAUCCUGUAUAGCACUGGCCUCUGCUCUCAGUUCCAACCCACAUGUGAGAGAGUUGGACCUGAUUGACAAUGAGUUGCUGGAUUUAACAGAGAAACAGCAUCCAAAGAUCAAAAGGGAGAUUCCGCAGUCAGCAUUACUGGGUUUUUCACGGUGUAAGCUGGAGAUACUGAGACUGAACAGCUGCAAUCUCACAGAGACAUGCUGUGAAGCGUUGGCUUUAACUCUCAGAUCAAACUCCUCAUACCUGAGAGAGCUGGACCUGAGUGACAAUGACCUGCAGGAUUCUGGAAUGAAGCUGCUCUUUGCAGAACUGGCGAAUCCACACUGUACACUGGAAAUACUGAGGCUGGCAGGUUGUACGUUCACAGAAGAAGGCUGUUCUUCCCUGACUUCAGCUCUGAGGUCAAACCCCUCACACCUGAGAGAGCUGGAUCUGAGCUACAAUCACCCAGGAGACUCAGGAGUGAAGCUGCUCUCUGCUGUACUAGAGAAUCCCAGCUGUGAACUGGAGAUACUGAAACUGAACAGCUGUAAAUUGAGUUGGGAAUCCUGUAUAGCACUGGCCUCUGCUCUCAGUUCAAACCCACAUGUGAGAGAGCUGGACCUGAGUGACAAUGAGCUGCCGGAUUUAACAGAGAAACAGCAUCCAAAGAUUAAAAGGGAGAUUCCACAGUCAGCAUUACUGGGUCUAUCACGCUGUAAGCUGGAGAUACUGAGACUGAACAGCUGCAAUCUCACAGAGACAUGCUGUGAAGCUUUGGCUUUAACUCUCAGAUCAAACUCCUCAUACCUGAGAGAGCUGGACCUGAGUGACAAUGACCUGCAGGAUUCUGGAAUGAAGCUGCUCUUUGCAGAACUGGCGAAUCCACACUGUACACUGGAAAUACUGAGGCUGGCAGGUUGUACGUUCACAGAAGAAGGCUGUUCUUCCCUGACUUCAGCUCUGAGGUCAAACCCCUCACACCUGAGAGAGCUGGAUCUGAGCUACAAUCACCCAGGAGACUCAGGAGUGAAGCUGCUCUCUGCUGUACUAGAGAAUCCCAGCUGUGAACUGGAGAUACUGAAACUGAACAGCUGUAAAUUGAGUUGGGAAUCCUGUAUAGCACUGGCCUCUGCUCUCAGUUCCAACCCACAUGUGAGAGAGUUGGACCUGAUUGACAAUGAGUUGCUGGAUUUAACAGAGAAACAGCAUCCAAAGAUCAAAAUGGAGAUUCCGCAGUCAGCAUUACUGGGUUUUUCACGGUGUAAGCUGGAGAUACUGAGACUGAACAGCUGCAAUCUCACAGAGACAUGCUGUGAAGCGUUGGCUUUAACUCUCAGAUCAAACUCCUCAUACCUGAGAGAGCUGGACCUGAGUGACAAUGACCUGCAGGAUUCCGGAGUGAAGCUACUGUUUGCGGAACUGGAGAAUCCACACUGUACACUGGAAAUACUGAGGCUGGCAGGUUGUACGUUCGCAGAAGAAGGCUGUUCUUCCCUGACUUCAGCUCUGCGGUCAAACCCCUCACACCUGAGAGAGCUGGAUCUGAGCUACAGUCACCCAGGAGACUCAGGAGUGAAGCUGCUCUCUGCUGUGCUGGAGGAUCCCAGCUGUAAACUGGAGAUACUGAAACUGAACAGCUGUAAAUUGAGUUGGGAAUCCUGUAUAGCACUGGCCUCUGCUCUCAGUUCCAACCCACAUGUAAGAGAGCUGGACCUGAGUGACAAUGAGCUGCCAGAUUUAACAGAGAAACAGCAUCCAAAUAUUAAACGGGAGAUUCCGCAGUCAGCAUUACUGGGUUUUACACGCUGUAAAUUGGAGAUACUGAGACUGAACAGUUGCAGUCUCACAGAGACAUGCUGUGAAGCGUUGGCUUUAACUCUCAGAUCAAACUCCUCAUACCUGAGAGAGCUGGACCUGAGUGACAAUGACCUGCAGGAUUCUGGAAUGAAGCUGCUCUUUGCAGAACUGGCGAAUCCACACUGUACACUGGAAAUACUGAGGCUGGCAGGUUGUACGUUCGCAGAAGAAGGCUGUUCUUCCCUGACUUCAGCUCUGCGGUCAAACCCCUCACACCUGAGAGAGCUGGAUCUGAGCUACAAUCACCCAGGAGACUCAGGAGUGAAGCUGCUCUCUGCUGUACUAGAGAAUCCCAGCUGUAAACUGGAGAUACUGAAACUGAACAGCUGUAAAUUGAUUUGGGAAUCCUGUAUAGCACUGGCCUCUGCUCUCAGUUCAAACCCACAUGUGAGAGAGCUGGACCUGAGUGACAAUGAGCUGCCGGAUUUAACAGAGAAACAGCAUCCAAAGAUUAAAAGGGAGAUUCCGCAGUCAGCAUUACUGGGUUUUACACGCUGUAAGAUGGAGAUACUGAGACUGAACAGCUGCAAUCUCACAGAGACAUGCUGUGAAGCGUUGGCUUUAACUCUCAGAUCAAACUCCUCAUACCUGAGAGAGCUGGACCUGAGUGACAAUGACCUGCAGGAUUCUGGAAUGAAGCUGCUCUUUGCAGAACUGGAGAAUCCACACUGUACACUGGAAAUACUGAGGCUGGCAGGUUGUACGUUCACAGAAGAAGGCUGUUCUUCCCUGACUUCAGCUCUGAGGUCAAACCCCUCACACCUGAGAGAGCUGGAUCUGAGCUACAAUCACCCAGGAGACUCAGGAGUGAAGCUGCUCUCUGCUGUACUAGAGAAUCCCAGCUGUGAACUGGAGAUACUGAAACUGAACAGCUGUAAAUUGAGUUGGGAAUCCUGUAUAGCACUGGCCUCUGCUCUCAGUUCAAACCCACAUGUGAGAGAGUUGGACCUGAUUGACAAUGAGUUGCUGGAUUUAACAGAGAAACAGCAUCCAAAGAUCAAAAGGGAGAUUCCGCAGUCAGCAUUACUGGGUUUUUCACGGUGUAAGCUGGAGAUACUGAGACUGAACAGCUGCAAUCUCACAGAGACAUGCUGUGAAGCGUUGGCUUUCACUCUCAGAUCAAACUCCUCAUACCUGAGAGAGCUGGAUCUGAGUGACAAUGACCUGCAGGAUUCCGGAGUGAAGCUACUGUUUGCGGAACUGGAGAACCCACACUGUACACUGGAAAUACUGAGGCUGGCAGGUUGUACGUUCGCAGAAGAAGGCUGUUCCUCCCUGACUUCAGCUCUGAUGUCAAACCCCUCACACCUGAGAGAGCUGGAUCUGAGCUACAGUCACCCAGGAGACUCAGGAGUGAAGCUGCUCUCUGCUGUGCUGGAGGAUCCCAGCUGUAAACUGGAGAUACUGAAACUGAACAGCUGUAAAUUGAGUUGGGAAUCCUGUAUAGCACUGGCCUCUGCUCUCAGUUCCAACCCACAUGUAAGAGAGCUGGACCUGAGUGACAAUGAGCUGCCGGAUUUAACAGAGAAACAGCAUCCAAAGAUUAAACGGGAGAUUCCGCAGUCAGCAUUACUGGGUUUUACACGCUGUAAAUUGGAGAUACUGAGACUGAACAGUUGCAGUCUCACAGAGACAUGCUGUGAAGCAUUGGCUUUAACUCUCAGAUCAAACUCCUCAUACCUGAGAGAGCUGGACCUGAGUGACAAUGACCUGCAGGAUUCUGGAAUGAAGCUGCUCUUUGCAGAACUGGCGAAUCCACACUGUACACUGGAAAUACUGAGGCUGGCAGGUUGUACGUUCACAGAAGAAGGCUGUUCUUCCCUGACUUCAGCUCUGAUGUCAAACCCCUCACACCUGAGAGAGCUGGAUCUGAGCUACAAUCACCCAGGAGACUCAGGAGUGAAGCUGCUCUCUGCUGUACUAGAGAAUCCCAGCUGUAAACUGGAGAUACUGAAACUGAACAGCUGUAAAUUGAUUUGGGAAUCCUGUAUAGCACUGGCCUCUGCUCUCAGUUCAAACCCACAUGUGAGAGAGCUGGACCUGAGUGACAAUGAGCUGCCGGAUUUAACAGAGAAACAGCAUCCAAAGAUUAAAAGGGAGAUUCCGCAGUCAGCAUUACUGGGUUUUACACGCUGUAAGAUGGAGAUACUGAGACUGAACAGCUGCAAUCUCACAGAGACAUGCUGUGAAGCGUUGGCUUUAACUCUCAGAUCAAACUCCUCAUACCUGAGAGAGCUGGACCUGAGUGACAAUGACCUGCAGGAUUCUGGAAUGAAGCUGCUCUUUGCAGAACUGGCGAAUCCACACUGUACACUGGAAAUACUGAGGCUGGCAGGUUGUACGUUCACAGAAGAAGGCUGUUCUUCCCUGACUUCAGCUCUGAGGUCAAACCCCUCACACCUGAGAGAGCUGGAUCUGAGCUACAAUCACCCAGGAGACUCAGGAGUGAAGCUGCUAUCUGCUGUGCUGGAGGAUCCCAGCUGUAAACUGGAGAUACUGAAACUGAACAGCUGUAAAUUGAGUUGGGAAUCCUGUAUAGCACUGGCCUCUGCUCUCAGUUCCAACCCACAUGUGAGAGAGUUGGACCUGAUUGACAAUGAGUUGCUGGAUUUAACAGAGAAACAGCAUCCAAAGAUCAAAAGGGAGAUUCCGCAGUCAGCAUUACUGGGUUUUUCACGGUGUAAGCUGGAGAUACUGAGACUGAACAGCUGCAAUCUCACAGAGACAUGCUGUGAAGCGUUGGCUUUAACUCUCAGAUCAAACUCCUCAUACCUGAGAGAGCUGGACCUGAGUGACAAUGACCUGCAGGAUUCCGGAGUGAAGCUACUGUUUGCGGAACUGGAGAAUCCACACUGUACACUGGAAAUACUGAGGCUGGCAGGUUGUACGUUCACAGAAGAAGGCUGUUCUUCUCUGACUUCAGCUCUGAGGUCAAUCCCCUCACACCUGAGAGAGCUGGAUCUGAGCUACAAUCACCCAGGAGACUCAGGAGUGAAGCUGCUCUCUGCUGUGCUGGAGGAUCCCUGCUGUAAACUGGAGAUACUGAAACUGAACAGCUGUAAAUUGAGUUGGGAAUCCUGUAUAGCACUGGCCUCUGCUCUCAGUUCCAACCCACAUGUAAGAGAGCUGGACCUGAGUGACAAUGAGCUGCCGGAUUUAACAGAGAAACAGCAUCCAAAGAUUAAACGGGAGAUUCCGCAGUCAGCAUUACUGGGUUUUACACGCUGUAAAUUGGAGAUACUGAGACUGAACAGCUGCAAUCUCACAGAGACAUGCUGUGAAGCGUUGGCUUUAACUCUCAGAUCAAACUACUCAUUCCUGAGAGAGCUGGAGCUGAGUGACAAUGACCUGCAGGAUUCUGGAAUGAAGCUGCUCUUUGCAGAACUGGAGAAUCCACACUGUACACUGGAAAUACUGAGGCUGGCAGGUUGUACGUUCACAGAAGAAGGCUGUUCUUCCCUGACUUCAGCUCUGGGGUCAAACCCCUCACACCUGAGAGAGCUGGAUCUGAGCUACAAUCACCCAGGAGACUCAGGAGUGAAGCUGCUAUCUGCUUUACUGGAGGAUCCCAGCUGUAAACUGGAGAUACUGAAACUGAACAGCUGUAACUUGAGUUGGGAUUCCUGUAUAGCACUGGCCUCUGCUCUCAGUUCAAACCCACAUGUGAGAGAGCUGGACCUGAGUGACAAUGAGCUGCCGGAUUUAACAGAGAAACAGCAUCCAAAGAUUAAACGGGAGAUUCCGCAGUCAGCAUUACUGGGUUUUACACGCUGUAAACUGAAGAUACUGAGACUGAACAGCUGCAAUAUCACAGAGCCAUGCUGUGAAGCGUUGGCUUUAACUCUCAGAUCAAACUCCUCAUACCUGAGAGAGCUGGACCUGAGUGACAAUGACCUGCAGGAUUCUGGAGUGAAGCUGCUCUUUGCAGAACUGGAGAAUCCACACUGUUCACUGGAAAUAUUGAGGCUGGCAGGUUGUACGUUCACAGAAGAAGGCUGUUCUUCCCUGACUUCAGCUCUGAGGUCAAACCCCUCACACCUGAGAGAGCUGGAUCUGAGCUACAAUCACCCAGGAGACUCAGGAGUGAAGCUGCUCUCUGCUGUGCUGGAGGAUCCCAGCUGUAAACUGGAGAUACUGAAACUGAACAGCUGUAAAUUGAGUUGGGAAUCCUGUAUAGCACUGGCCUCUGCUCUCAGUUCAAACCCACAUGUGAGAGAGCUGGACCUGAGUGACAAUGAGCUGCCGAGUUUAAUAGAGAAACAGCAUCCAAAGAUUAAAAGGGAGAUUCCGCAUUCAGCAUUACUGGGUUUUAAACGCUGUAAGCUGGAGAUACUGAGAUUGAACAGUUGCAAUCUCACAGAGACAUGCUGUGAAGCGUUGGCUUUAACUCUCAGAUCAAACUCCUCAUACCUGAGAGAGCUGGACCUGAGUGACAAUGACCUGCAGGAUUCCGGAGUGAAGCUACUGUUUGCGGAACUGGAGAAUCCACACUGUACACUGGAAAUAUUCAGGCUGGCAGGGUGUACGUUCACAGAAGAAGGCUGUUCUUCCCUGACUUCAGCUCUGAGGUCAAACCCCUCACACCUGAGAGAGCUGGAUCUGAGCUACAAUCACCCAGGAGACUCAGGAGUGAAGCUGCUCUCUGCUGUGCUGGAGGAUCCCAGCUGUAAACUGGAGAUACUGAAACUGAACAGCUGCAAUCUCACAGAGACAUGCUGUGAAGCGUUGGCUUUAACUCUCAGAUCAAACUCCUCAUACCUGAGAGAGCUGGACUUGAGUGACAAUAACCUGCAGGAUUCUGGAUUGAGGCUGCUUACUACAGAACUGAAGAAUCCACACUGUAAACUGGAAAUACUGAGGCUGGCAGAUUGCAGAGUCACAGAAGAAGGCUGUUCUUCCCUGACUUCAGCCCUGAGGUCAAACCCCUCACACCUGAGAGAGCUGGAUCUGAGCUACAAUCACCCAGGAAACUCAGGAGUGAAGCUGCUCUCUGCUGUGCUGGAGGAUCCCAGCUGUAAACUGGAGAUACUGAAGUUGAAAAGAUGUAACCUCAUUUGGAAAGACUGUUUAGCACUGGACUCAGCUGUCAGAUCAGAUUCACACCUAAGAGAGCUGGACCUGAGUGAUAAUAUGCUGGACUCAACAUCGGCAUGGUUCCCUCAAAGAUUUGUUCACUCAAAGUUUACAGCAGUGUUUACUAGGGAGCCAACAUUCCUUGGGUUUGCACACUGUAAACUGCAGCUACUGAGGUUUAACAGCUGCAAGCUCACAAAGACAUGCUGUGAAGCGUUGGCUUUAACUCUCAGAUCAAACUCCUCACACCUGAGAGAGCUGGACCUGAGUGGCAAUGACUUACAGGAUUCUGGAGUGAAGCUGCUCUUUCCUGGACUAGAGAAUCCAUACUGUACACUGGAAAUACUGAGGUCAGUCCUAUAUGACAGAUUGAACAACUGUAAGCUUACAAAGACAUGCUGUGAAGCGUUGGCUUUAACUCUCAGAUCAAAGUCCUCACACCUGAGAGAGCUGGACCUGAGUGACAAUGAUCUGAAGGAUGCAGGAGUGAAGUUACUCUUUCCUGAAUUGGAAGAAUCCUGCUGUAAACUGGAGAUACUGAGGCUGUCAGACUGUGGGGUCAAAAAAGAAGGCUGUUUUUCCCUGAUUUCAGCUCUGCGCUCAAACCCCUCACACUUGAGAGAGCUGGAUCUCAGCUACAAUCACCCAGGAAACUCAGGAGUGAAGCUGCUCUCUGCUGUACUGGAGAAUCCCAGCUGUAAAUUGGAGAUACUGAGGCUGUCAGGUUGUGGAGUUAAAGAACAAGGCUGUUCUUCCCUAACUUCAGCUCUGAGGUCAAACCCCUCAUACCUGAGAGAGCUGGAUCUGAGUGACAAUAAACUGAAGGAUUCAGAAGUGAAGCAGCUCUCUGAUCUACUGGUGGAUCCCAGCUGUAAACUGGAGAAAAUGACACUCCUGUCAGCUGCCACUGGACGCCAACGCAGCAAACAUGAUUGAUUGAUUGAUUAGCUUUGCCAUGUAUUGUAUUCCUGCUGCAAAUAAAGCUGCCCAUAGACUAAUAAAAAAAGGUUGUAUGAAGCUAGGAAAUGGUGCAUAUCUCCCUUAGUGUUAAAAACAGACUCAUUCCUUAAUGAAUAUGCAUGUGAUGUUCGACCUAAACAUCAAAACAGUAUAUAUGCUCUCACCAAACACAAAUGAUGAACACCUGUAAUGGAAUGAAUUGCAUUCUGGGAACAUAUGGCACCAGUGUGUUUGGGGAGUUGUCCGUCCCAUUUGCUUCUAUUUUUGUUAGUUGCAGCAUUAUUUACUGCUAUAUCUUGUCAUGACAUCUCAACUCUUCUUGCCGUUGGUCAAAGAGUUUAUGGACCUUAUUGAUUCUUUUAAUUUUAUUCAGUCAGUGAAUGGUCUGACUCAUGUAAACAGUCAUAUAUUAGGCCUUAUAUAGUCUUAUGGACUAUAAGAACAUAAGAAAUUUACAAACGAGAGGAGGCCAUUCGGCACAUCAAGCUCAUUUGGGGAAAACUUAACUAAUAGCUCAGAGUUGGUGAAAUCUUAUCUAACUCUGAUUUAAAGGAACCCAGGGUUUUAGCUUGCGCUACACUAACAGGAAGACUAUUCCAUACUCUAACUACAUGCUUUCUCAAAUCCAUUUUAAAAUGGUUCUCCCACUAAUUUCUACUUAUAGCCACGAGUUCUAAUAUUUAAACUAAUAUUGAAGUAGCAAUUUGGCUGAACAGCAUGCAGACCAGUAUGCAAAAUAUUAUAUACCUGAAUCAUAUCUCCCCUUUGUCAGGAUCGCCGGGUAAUAGGCGGGCAGGCAAGCGGGCAGGAAGGCAAAAGUCGGGGGAAACUGGGGAUUUAUUAAGGAAACGGAAACAUCAACUAACUAUACCUAACAUUAAUGACGGACAAAAACCAGGGCAAGACGUGGACUCAAAUAGACAACACUGGGCGAAAAUAAUAGGACACAGCUGGGCAGGGUCAGGGAAGAACACGUGGAUAAUCAGAGGGCGUGGCACACACGAGGAUCAUACGAGCCGGGCAUGACACCCUUAGUCUCCUUUGCUCGAGGCUGAACAGAUUCAGCUCAGCUAACCUCUCCUCAUAAGACAUUCCUUUAAGACCAGGAAUCACUCUCGUAGCCCUACGUUGCACCCUUUCCAAGGCAGCGAUGUCCUUUUUAAGGUGCCCAGGGGCUGCCAGCAUCCCCCCUAUGACGGAUCUUCCACCCGGUGGGCCACCCCACCCACGCAGGGCCAGAGGCAGAGAGUUAGAGGUGGCCCCUCAGCCCCCACUGCUUCCCCGUCUCAUGUUAGCGUGAAAUGUGCAUGUAUAUAUGUGAAAGAGUUGUGUGUUUAUGUCUAUAAUGCAUUAAAAUUAGUGGGUGCAGUUCGGGUAUGAGGGCCCCACCACUGGCAGAGUCCCCCAUCCCACUCCCUGCAGCCCAAGGCCCUAGUGUAGCAUGAACUGUGUAUAUAACUGAAGUCCAAAAAGCAGGCAAGCAGUCGAGACACGGGCACCCCACCGCUGGCAGACAGCAGAGCCCCACCUGCCUCAACCCACCUCCUCAGCCCUAGUGUCACGUGGUGUCCAAUGUGCAAGUAAAAAUUGAGGGGCAGUGUCUCGGCACACCUCCCCACUGCCCCUCAAAGCCCUAGUGUUGUGUAGAAUGUGGUGUCAAUAUUAUUAAUGUAAAUUAGGAACAAUAAUCAUCCUAAAAUUGAACACUGUGGUACCCCACUAUGAACGCAGGCCCACUGUGACAUUGUGCUUCUAGUAACUACCCUCUGUUUCCUGUUUGUUAAACAGCUUUCGAUCCAAGUUCCUAAAAUCUCUGCAGCUUUGAGCUUAAGCAAGAGCCCUUUGUGGGGCACAACAUCAAAGGCCUUCUGAAAAUCUAAGUAAAUCACAUUGUAGGCCUUUUUGUGAUCAAUUUCUCUUGUAGCUUCCUCAAUGAAGUCAAGCAGAUUAGUUAAACAGUGCCUACUUCUCCUAAAUCCAUGUUGGCUAUCCUUCAGAAUGUUAUUAGAAUCCAGGUAAUCUACCAUUUUCACUUGGAUUAUACAAUACCUUCCAUUACUUUUCCAGUUAUGCAAGUUAAACUGAUUGGCCUAUACUGUAGUUUGCUGGAUUACUUCUAUCCACUUUUUUGAAUAUAGGUGUUAUAUUAGCAUGCUUCCAAUCAGGUACCACACCAGCAGAUAAGCUGAUACCGCAAUGUUAAGUCUGUGCAUGCACCACACAUCUAAAGUGUGGAUGAUUUGACUGUGUAUCUGCAAUGUGCGGUUAGCUUGACCACAGUGAUGAACUCACACUAAGUGGCUGCCGGUGAUAGAGGACAACAUGGUGAAUUCCGCUCCUUGAGAGGCGACAGAAUAUGUGGUUUUGGCAGGUGUUCACGCUGCACUAUGGCGCGGAUUUCGUUCCACCUUGAAAUGCAAACACGACAAUGGUAUAUGGGGGAAAACAAUUGACAUGUACCAAAGUACCAAAAAAGCACCCCCGGUGGUUUGACAUUUUAGGUACUGGAAUUGUUGGUACUGGUAAUCGACCGGAAAGUAUUGAAAGUGCCAUACAAAAACGAUUGUACCAGAUGCAAUGGAAAAGUGCCCUAAAGACAUUCUGAAGUGAGGCAGUAGCCUAUUAACGGGCACAGCUAGUAGUGGCUGUAGCCUGUUCUGUAGUGGCCAUCGCCUCUUAAAUAAUUGGAUUAAAAUCCUCGCUCUCAGGGUCUUCUUCUGGGCAACUGCAUGGAUACCGGUGAAUGCAUACUAAAUGUGAUGAAGGUUUUGCAUGUUUGGAAAGAAGAUGUACAUUGCAUAUUGCAAGUACAGUAUCGCAAUCAUCAGAUCACUAGAACAUCUUUCAUUAUGUUCACCCUUCUUAUGUUGACAUGUUGGAUCUCUUUCAUCCUCUCAAAUUCGUCUGAUAAGGCUGAUAUAUGCUGGUGCCCUAGGAAUGCUUCACCAGACUGAAGUGGUUGACCACUCAAGUGGUGGAUACUACAAACAGAAAGUAUUUUAUUAGUAGCGUUCAAGAGGUAAAAGGUUUAAUAGUGAGACUUAUUUGAAAACUUAUAUUUGAAAAAUAAAUAAAUAACUAUCUAUGA
Molecule: messenger RNA, 25003 nt
Organism: Brienomyrus brachyistius
Lineage: Eukaryota; Metazoa; Chordata; Actinopteri; Osteoglossiformes; Mormyridae
Exons: 115
Coding region: 259-21891 (7210 amino acids)
Molecular function (GO): protein binding
Source: RefSeq, a predicted model, not a curated record